Molecule: messenger RNA, 1960 nt
Organism: Populus trichocarpa (black cottonwood)
Lineage: Eukaryota; Viridiplantae; Streptophyta; Magnoliopsida; Malpighiales; Salicaceae
Product: protein ANTAGONIST OF LIKE HETEROCHROMATIN PROTEIN 1-like
Exons: 1
Coding region: 318-1640 (440 amino acids)
Source: RefSeq, a predicted model, not a curated record
UUUCCUUCCUUACACAAAAAGAAUAACAAGCCAUGGUGGGUCCAUGCAGAGGAACCAGUUCCGCUUUCGCUUAACAAAGCCAAUCCCAUGGGACUGGUCUGAGUUUCUGACCAACGAGGGGUGACUUCACCGGAACCACUCCUAAAGGAAACGCUUCCGGAACUGAAGACCCCACUUCACAGCCAAACUAGUCCUAAUUUCCACCCUAAAGCAUCACCUUCUCUUUCCUCCUCUGCCGCCUCCACCACUUCCACCUGAAAUAGAUCCCGUACCCCCUCCUCCCUCUGGCAAAACCCUAAAUCUAACCACAAAAUCCCAUGGAUGAAUCGUUCAUGUUAAUGCUCUCAAACCUCCUCCACCUCCACAACGCCCUAGACCCAUCAACCCCUCUCCUCUCCUCCCCCUCAUCCUCCUCUGCCUCCUCCCCUUCCUCCCUCCUCUCCUCCUCCUCCCCUACCCCGCUCCUCUUCUUCACUCUCGCUUCCCUCCUCUCCUACCUCGCCUCCCAAAAAAAACCGGCCUCCACUAAACCCCCCUCUUCCACCUCCACCACCGCUACAAACCCAGAAUCCUCCUCCUUCUCCGUCUCCGCUUUCCGGGCACUCUCCACCGAACACAUCUGGUCAUUAGAAGCUCCUCUUCGCGACGCGCAGUGGAGGACACUGUACGGGUUAUCUUAUCCUGUUUUUACUACUGUUGUUGAUAAAUUAAAACCCCAUAUUACUGCUUCUAAUCUUUCUUUACCUUCUGAUUAUGCUGUUAGUAUGGUUCUCUCUAGAUUAGCACAUGGGUUUUCUGCUAAAACACUUGCUUCGCGGUAUUCUUUAGAGCCUUAUUUGAUUUCUAAGAUUACUAAUAUGGUUACUAGAUUGCUGGCUACUAAGCUUUACCCUGAAUUUAUUAAGAUUCCUGUUAGUAGACGUAGGUUGAUUGAGACUACCAAGGCAUUUGAGGAGUUGACUUCUUUGCCUAACAUGUGUGGCGCUAUUGAUGGGAGUCCAAUUAAGGUGAAAUGUGGGGAUAAUGAGGGGAAUGUGUAUAAAUGCCGAUAUGGAUAUUCCUCAGUUUUGUUGCAGGUUGUGGCAGAUCAUAAGAAGAUGUUUUGGGAUGUGUGUGUGAAGGCACCGGGUGGAAGUGAUGAUGCUAGUCAUCUGAGGGAGAGUUUGUUGUAUAAUAGGCUUGUUUCAGGUGAUGUUGUGUGGGAUAAGGUGAUUGAUGUUAGGGGUCAUCAUGUUAGGCCGUAUAUAGUUGGGGAUUGGUGUUAUCCGUUGCUGUCAUUUCUUAUGACACCCUUUUCACCCAAUGGGUCAGGGACUCCAGCACAGAAUUUGUUCGAUGGCAUGUUGAUGAAGGGGAGGUCUGUAGUGGUGGACGCUAUUGCAUUGUUGAAGGGGAGGUGGAAGAUUUUGCAGGAUUUGAAUGUGGGUCUUCAUCAUGCUCCACAGACAAUUGUUGCUUGCUGUGUGUUGCAUAACUUGUGCCAAAUUGCAAGGGAACCAGAGCCAGAGACUUGGAAGGAUCCAGAUGAGGGUGGGGUUCCAGUGAGAGUGCUUGAGAAUGAGAAGUCUUUUCAUUAUUUUGGAGAUAGCUUGAGGCAGGCGCUCACUGAAGAUUUGCACCAGAGACUUUCUUCGAGAUAGAUUUAUGAUCUGAUGAGAGUUUGUUUUCAAGCCUUCACUUCUCUGUAAGGAUAAAUUCUUUAGUAAUUCUAACCCGGUUUAGGUAUUUUGUGGGUUUUCUUUUGCUUAUCUAGCUUCUUUGGAAAGUUUUAAAUGUAAGUUUUCUGCAUCAGUGAACUCCACAUGUAAUCAAUUUUCUGUACUUUACUGAGUGAGCUAACUUGGAAAUUCAAAUUCUCUAAUCAGAGAGAAGCCAGAGAACCUUAGUUGGAGGUAUCAGUACUUUUGUUACAUGUCAUUGUUGCUUCAUAAAAUGAAUGUAUGUUUUCCCUCUUGUAUGA